This is a messenger RNA of Podarcis lilfordi (Lilford's wall lizard), 21836 nucleotides long. The record is from the annotation of a GenBank genome assembly. NCBI's taxonomy places the organism in Eukaryota, Metazoa, Chordata, Lepidosauria, Squamata, Lacertidae.
UUUCCCGCCCAAAGCGUCUCCUCAGGCAACGACAUUCCCUCGCUUUCCAUUUUCUGAGGAAUUUAAACCGCCCCUCACAAAUAUGGAUAUACUCGGUCCGAUAAAUAAUAUAUUUUGACCCAUAUUCCGAACAAUAGUGUAUCAAGCACUACGUGCCCGUGCGUGUAUUCAAUUUAUAUAUUGAAAAAAUAAAUAAUAGUUUUGGGUUCUGAGAGGCCAAGUGUUACCUGACAUAAAUUUAUUUGUUCUUUUGCUUCUCCUGAAAAUAAAGAAGAAACUUAAACUGGCCGUUGCCCUCAAAGGAAAUAAAACCUGUUCAUAUAUCCAGUCAUAACCAGAAAUGGGAAAAUUUUCCACAAGUGGACUGACAGCAUAGUUUGUAAAUGAAUACAAGUUUAUAUGUAUUGCAUAAAACAGAAUAAAAUACAUUUCGCCGUUAAAAUAAUGAGUAAAAACUCGUAACUUUCCCCCACAAACUUCAUCAUAGUUUGGCAAAUGGCCUUAACUGGAAAAAUCACACAAAUUUAAAAAUGUCCCAAGGGCCAAAAAACAACAAUGAAAGAAACGUGAUAAUUUCUUUCUUUUUCUUUUUUUUAAUGAUAUUUAUUAAAGUUUCACAUGAAAAGAGACACAUUAAUAAAGAAAAAAAAGAAUUUAAAAAUAAAAAGAAAAAUACACAAUACAAAAUACAAAAAGAAAAAAGAAAAAACAGUUAAAAACAAUUCCAUCUUUUCAUCACUACUUUUAGAUUUACUUAUUUCCCGGACCUCCUCAUACCUCCCUCUUUUGUAUUCCAAUUCAGUUUGUUUAUCCAGCAAUUCCUUUCCCUCCUUUUUAAUCCCAAUCCCAAUCCUUAAUCUUAAUAUAAUAUAACAUAACAUUAAAUUUUUACCUAUUAAAAACCAAUUUUCCAUUCUUUUAACCUUUUUAAUCCUAAUCCUUAAUCUUGAUUAAGGAGAAGAAGAAACGUGAUAAUUUCUAUGAUAUAUGGUAUGGUUUUAUUGUAUAUACAAAGAAUGAAGCACAUGAAAGUGAAUUACCCCCCAGUUUACGGCACAGUUUGUCGAGUAUAGACUGGAUAGGGUUUUAUUUCAUUGUAUUUUCCACAGUCCAUAUCCUGUAACAGAGAAAGUAAACAAUACAAUAAAGCGAAACAUGUCAACUUUAAUGGAAAAGUCUAUUAUGGCUUGCCUGCUAUUAGUACACGGCUAAGCUCCUAAUAUUGAAAAUAGAUUUUAUAUACAGUAUUUAUUUUUUGGAUGAGCUCUUAGAUCCUAAUAACUUUCAUUUGCUUCAGCUUUUCUAUGCCUGAGAUGCUUGUCCUUUUCCCUUUCCUGUGUUUGUUCAUAUUUUGAAAUGCAAUAAAAACACAAUCUGAAAUAAAAGGAAAUAAAAAUAGAAUUCUAUGAUUCUAUGUCCACAACGAGCAAAGAGGAAUGUAUAAAGAAACCCCACAAUUCUCUUUGCCAAGGCUCUUAAAAAAUCCCUGUUUGACAAUGGCAUGAACUCUCCUUCUUUGGAGGUUUUUAAGCAAAGGUUGGAUAUUAUUUUAUUAUUUAUAGCCCACCCAUCUGGCUGGGUUUCCCAAGCCACUCUGGGCGGCCAUCGGCCAUGUUGAUUCCUGCAUUUCAGGGGGUUGGACUGGAUGACCCUCGGGGUCCCUUCCAACUCUGCUAUUUUAUGAUUCUGUGACCUAAGAAGUGGGAAAGGACCCAGUUCAAGGGUGUUUCCAAAGUCUGUGUCCUUUAAUGGAAGUCAGUUAUUUCGCAGCCAUGGUGCACCCUGAGAAUAUAACAGGUGGGCUAAAGCCCAGAACAAGCCCAGGAUUGCAAAAGAGGUUAAAAAUAAUAAGAAAAUUGUUGUUUUUUUCCCCCUGGCUGUGUCUGAAGCAAGAGGAAGACCAUGCAAGUAGUAGGUCCUCUGCCUGAAGAUGAAAAUUUUCUAUUGGGUGACAGAGAGGAGGAACUGCUCAACAGUCCAAGAGGUAUUAAGGGAACACCUAGUUUAUUUGAUAGAAUUCAGAUAUCCAGGGCCGUGCUUCCAACGGUACCAAAGCAGCUUGCAAAUGUCAUCUCAUAGCUUCUGUCUAUAAUCUUUGAGAAUUCUUGGAGAAUUUGGAUUGGAGGUGGGCAAAUGUUGUUUCCAUCUUCAAAAAGUGGAGAGGGGGCGGGGGAAAGACCGAGGCAACUACAGACCCGUCAGCUUAACCUCAAAACCAGGAAUAAUAAUAAUAAUAAUAAUAAUUUAUUUAUAUCCCGCCCUCCCCAGCCAAAGCCGGGCUCAGAGCGGCUAACAACAGUAAAAAUAGCACACUUUACAUAAAAUCACAAUCAAUUAAUUGAAAUACAUUCUAAAAUCAAUUUAUUCUAAAAUCAAUUGAGAAUCAAAUUAAUGGCAGCCAUUGGGCUAGAGUUCUGUGAGAAUUACAGAAGCAGGUGGUCCUAGCACAGAAAAAUCAAACAAUCAGUCUGUGAGCACUUAGAAAAAGAUGCUGUGAUGACUAAGAGCUAGCAUGGGUUUCACAAAAACAAGUCGUACCACAGUAAUCUUUUUUUAUUUUUAGAGUUACAAGCUUAGUGGAUCAGGGGAAUGCCAUGGAUGUAAUGUAUCUUAAUUUCAGCAAGGUUUUCAGCAAUGUCUUCCAUUAUAUUCUUGCAGAGAAGCUAGUAAAAUAUGGUCUAGGUGAUUUUAUUGUUAGGUGGAAUACUAGCUAGUUGACUGAGUGAACCCAAAGAGUGCUCACCAAUGAUUUCUUGUCUUCCUGGAAAGAAGUGACAAGUGUUCCAGGGUACUGCCCUGGGCCUCUUGAUUUUCAACAUCUUUAUAAAUGACUUGGAUGAAGGAAUUGAGGGGCUCCAGUGGUCUUAGUAAGGGACGCGGGUGGCACUGUGGGUUAAACCACAGAGCCUAGGACUUGCCGAUCGGAAGGUCAGCGGUUCGAAUCCCCGCGAUGGGGUGAGCUCCCGUUGCUCGGUCCCAGCUCCUGCCAACCUAGCAGUUCGAAAGCACGUCAAAGUGCAAGUAGAUAAAUAGGUACCACUCCAGCGGGAAGGUAAAUGGCAUUUCCGUGCGCUGCUCUGGUUCGCCAGAAGCGGCUUAGUCAUGCUGGCCACAUGACCCGGAAGCUGUACGCCGGCUCCCUCGGCCAAUAAAGCGAGAUGAGUGCCACAACCCCAGAGUCGGUCACGAUGGGACCUAAUGGUCAGGGGUCCCUUUACCUUUAGUGGUCUUAGUAGACUACAAGCUUAACAAGAGUCAACAGUGUGAUGCAGCAGCAAAAAAGCUAAUGCAAUUCUAGAUAAACAGAAAUCUAGUGUUCAGAUCAAGGGAAGUCAUAGUAUCACUCUGUUCUGCCUUGGUCAGAACACAUCUGGAUUACUGUGUCCAGUUCUGUGCACCACAAUUUAAGAAGGAUGUUGACAACAGGAACGUGUGCAGAGAAGAACAACAAAGAUGAUUAAGGGUCUGGAAAACAAGCCUUAUGAGGAGCCGUUGAAGGAGCUGGGUAUGUUUAGCCUGGGAAAGAGAAGACUCAGAAUGGAUAUUAUAGCCAUCUUCAAAUAUCUAUCAAAGAGCUGUCAAAUGGAAGAGGGAACAAGCUUGUUUUCUCCUGCUCUGGAGGGUAGGACUCGAACCGAUGGCUUCAAAUUGACAGCGGAAUGGUCUCCCGCGGAAGGUUGUGGACUCUCUUUCCUUGGAGGUUUCUAAGCAGAGGUUGGGUGGCAUCUAUCAUGGAUGCUUUAUCUGAGAUCCCUGCAUUGCAGGCGGUUAGACUAGAUGACUCUCCGUGCCCCUUCCAAUUCUACGAUUCUAUUUCAGGUGCCAUGCGCUGGUAGAUUCAUCAAGAUUGGUGUGUCUCUCUUAUUCAAGAAGUAGUCACUCUACCACAGUUCGAGAACUGUAGGUGAAGGUGAAAUGUGAUUAGCAACCAUCACUUUUCAGUAAUCUCAGUGCCAGUUACCUGGAGAGAAGUCAUCACCUAUGUACAAUUGGGUGUUGGUACCAAAAGGGACGCGGGUGGCGCUGUGGUCUAAACCACAGAGCCUAGGGCUUGCCAAUCAGAAGGUCGGCGGUUCGAAUCCCAGCGACGGGGUGAGCUCCCGUUGCUCGGUCCCUGCUCCUGCCAACCUAGCAGUUCGAAAGCAUGUCGAGUGCAAGUAGAUAAAUAGGUACCGCUCCAGCGGGAAGGUAAACGGCGUUUCCGUGUGCUGCUCUGGUUCGCCAGAAGCGGCCACAUGACCCGGAAGCUGAACGCCACCAGAAGCUGGCCACAUGACCCGGAAGCUGUACGCCGGCUCCCUUGGCCAGUAAAGCGAGAUGAGUGCCGCAACCCCAGAGUCGGUCACGACUGGACCUAAUGGUCUGGGGUCCCUUUACCUUACCAAAGCUAGAUCACUCAGUCUCCUUUGGAUGUUAUUAGGCUGGUAACUGAAUCCCUCCGUUCACGCCUACUUUCUGCUUGUGUCUGUCCUUCUAUUGAAAGGCCCAGCCUGCUUUGAGUCUGAUCCUGAACCCUCUAGGAUCUUUCUUGUCCUCUGCCUGUGGCUUCCCCUUUCGUAACUGCGAAUGGAAACCUUUAACUUCUCUCUGGACUCCUCCCUACCACCAGCAAUGACUUCCGCCCCAGCGGUCUUUCCUCUGCAGCUGUCAAGAGUGUGUGCCUGGUGGUGUUUCGCAAGUGCUGAUGUUGAGCAGAGUGUGUCCUAACUAAAGCAAGAGCACAGAGAUCUGCACAUCCUGUCAGAAGGGCAAGCGGCUGAACCCAGAGCUGCAGCGUUUCAGCUGACACGGAGAUAAGGCUGGAGAGACCUAAGGCAGAAUGGUUAGCUGAAACAAUUCUUAACGUGGGUCGGAAACAGUGGGUAGUGGGUGGUGGGUAGAUUCUGCGCCAUACUUGUGUCGAGCUACUUUGAAAGUUUACUUGUAGAAAAUCUGACCUCUUUCCUUGCCACUCAGCCUUUCCUCCUUGUUAUUAUGAAAAUAAGAUGUCCAAAAUCUAGUGUUUCUAGCCUUGUCUUGAUCCAAAAUGCUGCCUCCGUCCUUGAAGCUUUUGUUGUGGCUCGGCCCAAGUUGGAAGCCACAUCUUGACAGUUGGCAGACAUGAGCUUCCUGUGUGGUGUGUGCAAGCCUGAGUGGCAGAUCAACCUUUCAAAAUGAAGGGACCUUCUGGUGUGGCGACGGGAGUGGCGUUUUAUAUAAGAAUGAACACACUUAAAACAACAGCAAAAAAAUAUAGAUUGUGGAUUAUGAGAAAAGGUGUUGAGCCUUGUAAGACCCCUUACUAUCAUUCGAGCUUGAGAAGAGUUGGGACAAGUUUCUGUUUGGGAUAGUUUUCUGUUAUAAGAGACCCUGUUUGUGAAAAAGUGAGCUGAGAUAUGGGUGGACAGGUUGCAGGGUCUUGCAGAGAGCUUUGGCUUGGAGAGCAUCCUAAUAGAGACCCAGAGGUUUACCCACUGUGGCACCGAACUGUGUUUUGCAAGUGCUGUUAAGCAAGUGUUUUGCAGAGGGAGCUGGGAAAGCUGAGUAAUCCAAACCAACCAAUGCAGAAUAAGUAUGGGAAGAAAAUAUGAAUCCUUAUGACACAAAUGUGGGGGGGUAAAUAACAAAAGAAUCAGCUGGGUGCCUCUCUCCAGCAGAGAGAGCCCUCAGUAGCAAUGCUUAAACUCACAAAGUUAAGCAGCACUGUGAAGUGUUAGGACUGUAGGCUGUUAAACUUUUUGCAUAAGUCAUUUAGUCCGUUUGCAAACUGCUUCCCUCUUUCUGCCUCUCUUGCAAUGAACAGACCACAUUGUUAAGUAAGUUUAAAAUGCUUUACUAACAAAACAUUACAAAGAUCAGAUUCAUGCAUUUAUCUAAGCAGCAGCAGGAAAGACACAGGCAGAAUACUCUUGGGUGGAAAAUACAGAAAGAUAGCUUCAGACACGUGCUCUAAGCUUGGAGCUUGCUUACGCACGUCUUCCUUGCUCAGUUACAUCGUGCAGAGAGGGGGAGAAAUGAACAGGAAGAGAAGGCUUCACUUCCUUCCUCAUCAGAGAAGAGGGGGGCAUGACCUAACUGAGUCUAGGAAAUGCAGCUCUAUUGCCUUAACCCCUUCAUGCACUGACUAGCAGUCAUGCAUAGUUAAAGUUUGCUUGCAAUUUCCCACAGUUAGUUCUAGAGGAGAUGAGACUAUGCCAUGGUCAUCAGGGCAAUGAAAUAACAAGGAGAAUGGCCUGCUUGACUGGAGGAGAAAACCCACAUUGCCUUUUCCAUUGCAGUCAGAUUCUCUGGUUGUGUGUGACGUGGACCCAGAGCUGAAGGAGAAACUGAAGAAGUUCCGGUUCCGGAAGGAGACUAACAAUGCAGCCAUAAUGAGUGAGUUUACUAUCCCGCAUGCCACCUCCCUAUUUUUUUCCUAAGAUUGGGGGCUAUGGUAUUGUGGCUUGGCACACCUGCCAUAGGAACAUAGGAAGCUGGAAUCAGACCACCUAGCACGGUCUACUAGCUGACAGCUGUCUAAACUGAGUGACAACGGCUCUUCUGGCUUUCUGGCAGUGUUCUCUCACAGUUCUACUUGGAAAUGUGAUUGGCAUUUAAAUACUCCUAAAUAAAUAAAUAAAGGGACGCGGGUGGCGCUGUGGGUUAAACCACUGAACCUAGGACUUGCGGAUCAGAAGGUCAGCAGUUUGAAUCCCCGCGACGGGGUGAGCUCCCAUUGCUCGGUCCCAGCUCCUGCCAACCUAACAGUUCGAAAGCACGUCAAAGUGCAAAUAGAUAAAUAGGUACCGCUCCGGCGGGAAGGUAAACGGUGUUUCCGUGCGCUGCUCUGGUUCGCCAGAAGCGGCUUAGUCAUGCUGGCCACAUUACCAGGAAGCUGUACGCCUGCUCCCUCGGCCAAAAAAGUGAGAUGAGCACCACAACCCCAGAGUCGGCCAUGACUGGACCUAAGGGUCAGGGGUCCCUUUCCCUUUACCUUUAAAUAAAUAAAUGAAUAAAAAUUGGGAUCUUCUGCAUAUACAGCAGAUGCCCUACUACUGAGCUACAGCUUUUCCCCACCCAGUGCAAAACAGAUGGGCUGCCCCACAUCUCACAAGUGAGGAUGGCAGUCUCCUAAGCAGGCAUCGUAAACAGCUUAGUACAAAGUGGUACCUAAAUACUGGUGCAUUUCAAGCCUUUGUGCUUCGUCAGGGAAUGCUUUUAAAAAGAAAAUAGAAACGAACGCAGUUCUCUGACAAUGCGGUGUUUGUCUUUUCUAACCUGAGAAGCCUGAGGCAUACCAGCUUGAAAUGUGCUGGGGAUCUGUGCACCUUGUAUUAAAGUGGCUUUGAUGCUGAUGGAACGUCUGUUGGCAGCGGCAUAGGCAAUUCUUAACUGUAGUUAAUCAGGUGUCACUGAUAAACUAGAAGGGGGUGUGAAACGAGCUGUUGGCUGUAGUCCUUCUGCAUACCAUUAGGCCACUGACUUAAGGGCCAUUUCAGUCUCACCAGCAGUUCUCUGGCUCACAGCUCCCCCCACCUGCCCCGCAAAGUAAUUUGUGAAGGCGAGGGAGCUUGGGCUUGGCUUUGAUGUAUUUAUUUAUUUAGUGCUCUUGUAUCAUGCUUUAAAUCACCCAAGUGACCUCAAAGCAGUUUCCAUACCAACAAAUAAAACAAAAUCAUUAAAAAUUCACGGGACACAAUUAAAAUAUCAAUAACGAAACCACAAAAGAUCAGUGCUAUAAUGCAGAACAGACUCAAGGCACAAAACAGUCUAACCUAUGGCCUCUGGAAGCUGGAGAAAAACAAACGACUUUUCACUAAGCAGCAGCAGCAAAAACCCAUCAGUAUCACGGGAACAUAGGGAUAUCGGACGCUGCCUUAUACAGAGUCAGGCCAUUGGACAGAUUUCAGGACAGAUGAGAGAAAGUCCUUCUUCGUUCAUGCAGCAUAUAGUUAAACGGUGCAACUCCCUCCCACAAGACGACCUGAUGGCCACCAAUCUAAAAAGGUAAAGGUAAAGGGACCCCUGACAGUUAAGUCCAGUCGCGGACGACUCUGGGGUUGCGGCGCUCAUCUCGCUUUACUGGCCGAGGAGCCGACGUUUGUCUGCAGACAGGUUUUCCGGGUCAUGUGGCGAGCAGGACUAAGCCGCUUCUGGCGAACCAGAGCAGCGCACAGAAACGCCGUUUACCUUCCCACUGGAGUGGUACCUAUUUAUCUACUUGCACUUUGACGUGCUUUCGAACUGCUAGGUUGGCAGGAGCAGGGACUGAGCAACAGGAGCUCACUCCGUCAUGGGGAUUUGAACCACCAACCUUCCAAUUGGCAAGCCCUAGGUUAUGUGGUUUAGACCACAGCGCCACCCGUGUCCCUAAAUACCCUUUAAAGGUAAAGGUAAAGAGACCCCUGACCAUUAGGUCCAGUCACGGACGACUCUGGAGUUGUGGCACUCAGCUCACUUUACUGGCCAAGGGAGCCGGCGUCCAGCUUCCGGGUCAUGUGGCCAGCAGGACUAAGCCACUUCUGGCAAACCAGAGCAGCUCACGGAAAUGCCGUUUACCUUCCCGCCGGAGCGGUACCUAUUUAUCUACUUGCACUUUGAUGUGCUUUCGAACUGCUAGGUUGACAGGAGCAGGGACUGAGCAACGGGAGCUCACCCCGUCACGGGGAUUCGAACCGCCGACCUUCCGAUCGGCAAGCCCAAGAGGCUCAGGGAUUUAGACCACAGCGCCAUCCCUGGCCACCAAUCUAGAUGGCUUUAAAAGAGGAUUGGACAAAUUCAUGGAGGAGAAUGCUGUAUGUGGCUAUUAUCGAAGGUGGCUGUGCUCUGCCUCUAGCAGCUGGCAGCAGUGCUUCUGAAUUUACGGGUUUUCCAUACAGUGGUACCUCUGGUUACGUACUUAAUUCGUUCCGGAGGCCCGUUCUUAACCUGAAACUGUUCUUAACCUGAAGCACCACUUUAGCUAAUGGGGCCUCCUGCUGCUACCGCACGAUUUCUGUUCUCAUCCUGAAGCAAAGUUCUUAACCCGAGGUACUAUUUCUGGGUUAGAGGAGUCUGUAACCUGAAGCGUCUGUAACCUGAAGCGUCUGUAUGUAACCUGAGGUACCACUGUAAUGUGAAUCUGGCUUGGCCAGUGUAACUAGAUGGGUCCGUGGCCUGAUCCAUGAGGCUUCUCUUAUGUCCAUCUAGCUCAGCAUUUUCUACAGUGACUGGCAGUGGUUCUCUGGGGAACUUGCACAUGCAAAGCAGAGCUUUCUAAGAAUGGAGAAAUCCCCUUACUAGGUUUUUGUCUCCUCUCUCCUCAGUGAAGGUGGACAAAGACAGGCAACUGGUGGUGCUGGAGGAAGAAUUCCAGGUAUGUAAAACCUUUCCACUUCUUUUUUCUAUUUAAAAUGAGAAUCAUUCCUCCUGCUUUACUUUUUUUAAAGCCCCCUGAUUCAGGUCAAGUUUUAAAAAAUACCCCUCAUUUGAAUUCAGAGGCAGCAAAAGAAGGCUGAUAGGCUUCAGGUUGAAGCAACACAAAGGUGUUUUUAUAUCGUAUUUGCCUGAAUAUAAGCCGCAUCUUUAAAAUUGAAGGGGGUGGGGGAAGAAAAACCCCUCCAAAUAUAAGCCACCCCCUUCCUCACUGCUCCUGGCUACAUGGGUGAAAAAGCUGCACUGCGUUUCCGAUGGCCUUUCCCCUUCCUCGCUCUCUCUCUUUCUGGCCUCGGGGGAAAAGAUGGCGCCGCUUCCCACGCUCCUGGUGCUGUUUGCCCCGCGCUUCUGGCUACAUACUGUAAUGGGGCGAAUAUACGUAAAGGUAAAGGGACCUCUGACCAUCAGGUCCAGUCGUGGCCGACUCUGGGGUUGCGGCGCUCAUCUCGCUUUAUUGGCCAAGGGAGCCGGCAUACAGCUUCCAGGUCAUGUGGCCAGCAUGACUAAGCCACUUCUGGCGAACCAGAGCAGCGCACGGAAACGCUGUUUACUUUCCCGCCGGAGCGGUACCUAUUUAUCUACUUGCACUUUGAUGUGCUUUUGAACUGCUAGGUGGGCAGGAGCAGGGACCGAGCAACAGGAGUUCACCCCGUCGCAGGGAUUCGAACCGCUGACCUUCUGAUCGGCAAGUCCUAGACUCUGUGGUUUAACCCACAGCGCCACCUGCGUCCCGUUGUGGUGACUAUAAGCUGCACUUUAACUUUUCAUGGUCAGAAUUUGGGGGGGAAAGUGCAGCUUAUAUUCAGGCCAAUAUGGUAUAUAUGCUGUGCGCACACAACACAAAUUGCAGCCUGGUGCAAAUUCCCCAACCUGGUGCCUUCCAGAUUCCAAACAUAUUGGACUUCAAUGUGCUGACUGAGGUAGAUGGGAGUUGUGGUCCAAAACAUCUGGAAGGCACCGGGUUGAGGAAGGCUGGUGUGCUAUACCCCCAUGGCAGGUGUUCUGCUGCACAGACCAGAGCAAAUGGCUCCAGGUGACUCAUAUAUGUGACGCCCAACCACACAGUGUAGGGAAAGGUAAGCAACCCUCUGAGGUCACACGCAGGCUUACAUGAACUGAGGAAAGUUCUCCCUAGCUACCAGGUGUGGCGAUCAGUUAGAUUCUGACUGUGGGGAGGAGGCUUCAGAUUUCAUCGCAACAGUUACCUAAUCGUUUACCUGCAGUGUUUGUACGCUGUAUAAAAACAGCAGAUUUCCCCCCCCUACAAAGCCAGCAAGUGAUUGAGCUGCAGACUUUGUUGUGACUAUAAAGUGAAGGCAUUACAGAGUGGGGGGUUUUUUCUGGAGAAAAGCAUAAUUGUCUCCACUACAGACAAAUGUAAGGCUUGAACAAGCUACUCUGCCCAAUCAUAGUCUUGUUGUUGGGAGGAGGUGGAAAGCAGAGAUGUUGAACACUAAACAAAGACAGUGCAGAAGCAGAAACCUGCUUUUUUAUAUUGCAGGAGAGUGGAACUGUAAUCAACCGGUUCUCUCACACAUACAUGUGUGCACACACUUACUUUUCACUUCACUUCACUUCAGCCUGCGACAGCAACUGAAUUCCCAACUCUUCCAGCAACUGCCUGGAAUCUGACAUGGAACGACAUCUCCUUUUCCCCAAAGAAAUUGCAUCAGCUCCUCCAUUCCACCUUCCUGCAUUCUUGACAUGAAUUUUGUCGGUACAUUACAAAUUACGAGGCUGGGUUAAAAGCAAAUUGAAUUUCAGAUCAAGUUUAAUAUCUCAGGGGAGCGAUGUGCUGAUGGCGUCAUUUGCUUUCAUAUUUAAUUCAACACGUUAUGCAAGAACCCUCACACGCGUUAGCGAAAUGUUAAUCAAAUGGCAGCGCGGAAUAUCCACUCCGCUGUGUUUUAGGGAAGCAGGAAAACUAGCAGCGGGGGUUUCAAGGGAAGAUCUCUUCCCAUUUCCUAAAAUAUGAAACGACUGGCAAGUUUUGCUUGUCAAAACGGGAUCCCAGCUGCACACACUUUCCAAGAAAGGAACUGAUGCAUAAUAACAUUCCUCUGAAAUAACCCAGGAUGGUCCUAGCCUGGGAAUGGAAGCUUCUAAACAGAGCCAGCUUGUUAGGGGAUCCUAGAGCCACAGCUUGCUGAAAACAAUGGGCUGGAGGGUGAGUUUGUCCAAAUGUCAAUUAGUGCUCCAUUCUCAGUUCACAUCACUUAAUUAUUGUGCCUGCUGGCAUCAUCUGGCGGCGCUUCCAGAUGGAUGCUGUUUGGGGUAGGAUCCAGUGACGUCAUCAGGGCCACCUUAAGCAUGUCUGGCGCUGCUUCAGAGUUGCAUGGCGGAGGCGGGCAAGGGCGGUGAGCUGAUGCUGGGAGGGGCCCAUCCAGGCUCCGCCUCUUCCCUGACGCUCUCCAGAACUUGGCUCCCCGGCGCCCCAUGCCACUAGCCUCUAUGGGUAAGAUGCCCCUGGACAUCAUGACAAAACCAGGGUGCUCAAUUACAGUUGACUUGGCACCUUUGCACGGCAAAGUCCCUCCCUCCCCCUUGGCCCCCAAACCAGACUUUUUGUGAUAAGGAAAGUUAAAGAGAAUUACCUGGGAUAACAAUUGCUUGGUGCAGCUAUAUGGUCAUACCUCAUGUUACGUUUGCUUCAGAUUGCGCGUUUUCAGCUUGCAUCCCAUGGUGACCCAGAAGUGCCAGAAAGGGUUACUUCUGGGUUUCACUGCUUGCGCAUGCGGAGACACGCAAAAUGACAUCGCGCACAUGCACAGAAGCUGCGAAACGCGACCCACGCAUGCGCAGACCUGGGUUGCAUUCCUUUCAGGUUGCGAACGGGGCUCCGGAACGGAUCCCAUUUGCAACCAGAGGUACCACUUUACUCGCCCCACAAACAAAUAAGAACAAACACUCAAUAAAUAGCCAACUUCACUUAACCUUCCUGCACCCUUUGUGCAAACAAAUAAGGAUGAAUAAGGCUCAAUCAACAGGCCGCCAACAAGUGACUUUACCCUUAGCUUUUCAGGCUCUGAGGAGGCCUCGUUUACAUCAGCCUUGCCCUCCAUCUCGCUGCUAGAGCACCGAAGUCUGCAAUCUCACACAUCAGGAGUGUGGAACCCGUUGCCCCCUAGAAGGUGUUGGACUUAAAUGCCUACCAGCCCCCGUUAGCAUGGCUUGGGGUGAAGAAUGGUGGGAGAUGUAGUCCUGCAACACCUGGAGGGCCACAGAUUUCCCCAUCCCUGCUAUAUGCAUUUAUCUGGAAACAAACUGAAUUCAAUGGGAUUUCUGAGUGUGCCUGCAUAGGAUUAUUCACAAGGCUGGUGAAGGAGGGCCAACUUCUGCACCUUUAACAAGCGGACUUCCAGUCGCCCCUUGGGCCACCUGCUUCCAUUUCUUCCCCUUGGUACAAGGUGCCCAAGACUCAGCUGCGUCAAAGGGCACGGCAGUCUUGAACAGGAAGGCUGUUGAUCCUUCCAGCCAUCUUGUUUGUACGUAUGUGGCAGCAAGCUCUGCUUAAUCCUGCUCCUUUGCCAGUUCAUUACAGGGCUUGUGGUGCCUGCUUGGCUGCAGCAAAGAGGAUUAGAUAAUGGGCUAAUUCAGAAGAAUCCUCCCUUUAGCAGCAGAGAUGAAAAGGCAGUGGGAAGCAGCAGUCUUCAGUGAGGGAGGUGGUGCAUGCUCCUCCCUUUUCUAAUAAUAAUAAUAAUAAUAAUAAUUUAUUUGUCUCCCGUCCAUCUGGCUGGGUUUCCCCAGCCACUCUGGGCGGCUUCCAACAAAGAUUAAAAAUACAUCAAAAUAAUACAUGAAUCCCUAAGCCCAGCUUCAAACCCACUGAGGACACCUUGCGGGACCGUUCCUCUCCCAUACACCCAGAUAGAGGACAGAAACCUUUCAGCUACCGCUGAGCCACAGAGCCAUACACCUUUGUGCAAUGUCAGAAGCGACAAGCAGAAUUCAGCAUCACCGGGGGGGGGGGCAAUCUGGGUGCAGCUGCCUGGAAUGCUGGGUGGGAGCAAGGGCUAAGCAGAGUGCCACCCUUGGCAUUCGAUGCCAGACACACCUUUCAGCCUGCGCACAGGCAUCGCAUCUGAGCUCCACCCUUGACAGGGAAUAGCCAGAGAGCAAUGGCGGAGGAGAUGUUGUACUGCAUAGACCUGGGCUCAAAUCCCUACUCUUCUGCAAAGCUCAUUGAACACUACCCCCCUGGGCUUUUCCAGAUGACCUAUUUAUUCAGCGUUCAUCCUUAAGUGUCUUAUUGUUUCCCAAGGGUUUAUAUACCACUUGAUUGUAAUGAAAGCUCAAAGAGGCGCUGACAGAAAGAAUAAAACAAAAAAAUUAUCAGUAAUAAAUAGUUAAAAACAAUGAUUUGAUCCAUUCCAAACAGAAUUGAAAUCAACGAUAAGCUAAAAGCUGGAUUAAAACAAACGCCAGCAUUCUGUAUCUGGAUUUUGUUGUUGUUUAGUCGUGUCCAACUCUUCAUGACCCCAUGGAUCAGAGCACGCCAGGCACUCCUGUCUUCCACUGCCUCCCGCAGUUGGGUCAAACUCAGGCUGGUAGCUUCCAGAACACUGUCCAACCAUCUUGUCCUCUGUCGUCCUGUUCUCCUUGUGCCAUCGUUCUUUCCCAACAUCAGGGUCUUUUCCAGGGAGUCUUCUCUUCUCCUGAGGUGGCCAAAGUAUUGGAGCCUCAGCUUCAGGAUCUGUCCUUCCAGUGAGCACUCAGGGCUGAUUUCCUUCAGAAUGGAGAGGUUUGAUCUUCUUGCAGUCCAUGGGACUCUCAAGAGUCUCCUCCAGCACCAUAACUCAAAAGCAUCCAUUCUUUGGCGAUCAGCCUUCUUUAUGGUCCAGCUCUCACUUCCAUACAUCACUACUGGGAAAACCAUAGCUUGAACUAUAUGGACCUUUGUUGGCAAGGUAGGCUUGCUUAAACAAAAAUGUUUAAUUUUUUGGCACCUGUUUUGGCAGGCGCCCAAAUGAGUACAGUGAAGGCACCUGCCUGGUGACGACAGGCAGGGAGUUCCAAACUGUGGGUGCCACACUAAAAUAUCAAUGUAUUAGAAGUGCAGAAUGAGUAUUAUGUGACACUUGUAACAGUACCAGUUCCUUGGAUCCAUAGGUGCCAACUCCCUGGGGCCCUGAGUGCCCGAGCACUCACAAAUUCCCCAUGAAGGGGCCAGGCACCCACAAAUUUUGGUGCCAGGGUCAUGCACGCUGCAUGGCACCCACAGUCCCGGUGCCAAGCUGGCACUCCUGCAUGGAUCAAUGAGCUCAAGUGGGCACAUAUAGGAUAAAUUGAUCUCUGAAGGAGAGGGUAUGUAGCUUGUGAGUCCUUCUGGAUCCCUUGCUGUUACUUGAGGCUCAGGUGGCCUCAGUGGUGUGGAGCGCCUUCCAUCAGCUUCAGCUGGUGGCCCAUCUGCACCCUUAUCUGUUGUCUAUGCUCGACUUCUGUUGUCUAUGCUCUAGGUUAGAUUACUGCAAUGCAUUAUACGUGAGGCUGCUUCUGAAGAGUUCGGAAACUUCAGCUAGUGCAGCCUGGUUGCUCACUGGGGCAAGAUGGACUGAGCAUAUCACACCGAUCCUGGCUCCGACCGCACUGGCUGCUGAUUAGUUCCUGGGCCCAAUUCAAAGUGUUGGUUUUGCCCUAUAAGGCAGUGGUAGGCAACCUAAGGCUCAUGGGUCACAAGCGGCCCCCGGGGUCCUUUAACUGGCCCACAACCCGCCCCCGAAUUGAGCCACCCGCUCAGCGAGUCCCCAUGCGCUGCACUAAACUGGUGCAGCACGGCGCGGGGACUCGCUUCCGCAGCACCAGAAAUCGCGUCUGCGCAGACACUGGAAAUCACAGGCAUGCGCGCUCACACACACACGCAAUCCGGCCCACAGAGGGAUCUCUGCUGGAGUGAACCGGCCCAGGCAAGGCAAACCUUGCUGACCCCUGCUAUAAGCCCUUAAACUACUCAGGACUGCAAUACUUCAAGAACUGCCUUUCCUUAUGUGAACCAACCUUGGACCCUGCAAUCGUCAUCUGAAGCCCUUCUUCAUGUGCCUCCACAACAGGUCAGGAGGAUGGUAAAAUGAGAAGGGGCCUUUUCUGCGGUGGCUCCCUGCUUGUGGAGUGUUCUCCCCGUGGAGGCUCCCCUGGCGCCAUCAUUACAUAUCUUUAGGCGCCGGGCUGAAAUGUCUUGCUUCAACCAGACAACCAGACCUUGGCCUGAUUGACAUUCACCCUGAUAGGAUUGUGGGGAGUUUAUUUCCCUUCCUGUUAAUCACUCGCUCGUCCUACACUAUUCAAUUUGCCCAUCACUUUCCAAACUGCAAACAGCCACAGUUUUUGAAAAACGGAUUUGUUGUGCAGGGGGUGGGGGUGGGAUCUCAUCCCUUCCUACGCAGCUACUCCCCUUGGGAAGUCCCUUGUCUACAAAACUGAUGCCUGUUUUUGUGAUCUUCUUUAGGACAUCUCUCCAGAGGAGCUGAGAAGCGAACUGCCAGAACGCCAGCCUCGAUAUCCUAGUGUUGUUUGAGUGCGUUUGUGAGAGGGGAGGGGACGACCUGAUUCGGCCCAUACACGCUUCCAUGCUCAGCUAUAGUUUUGAGGAGGUGGACAGAGAAAGGGUUUCCAAUGGAUUUCGGGAUAGGCAAGCGGAAGCCUAGUUUGUUUAUAGAAUUUUCUGCCAGAAGAUUCUGUGAUGGAUGGGAUGGGUAAAAGGUAAAGGUAAAGGGACCCCUGACCUUUAGGUCCAGUCGCGGAUGACUCUGGGGUUGCGGCGCUCAUCUCGCUUUGCUGGCCGAGGGAGCCGGCGUACAGCUUCCAGGUCAUGUGGCCAGCAUGGCUAAGCCACUUCUAGUGAACCAGAGCAGCGCACAGAAACGCCGUUUACCUUCCCGCCGGAGUGGUACCUAUUUAUCUACUUGGACGUGCUUUCGAACUGCUAGGUUGGCAGGAGCAGGGACCGCGCAACGGGAGCUCACCCCGUCGCGGGGAUUUGAACUGCCGACCUUCUGAUUGGCAAGUCCUAGGCUCUGUGGUUUAACCCACAGCGCCACCCGCGUCCCCUGGAUGGGAUGGGGGACAACUGCAAUUCCUUUCUCAUUCAAAGGCAUAAUACCCUUUUUGAGGCGAGGCGACUGGAACACAGUAUCCCCAAUGCGGUUGCAUGAUAUAAUUCACACGCAACUGGAGCAGGAACCAAAGAUGCUUUUGGACUAAUAAGGCCAGUCCUGGAUGACUUGGGCCCUUUUUCACACAUAGUAUGGACCCAAACCUUUUACAACUGGGCUGUCAACAGCUACUAGCUGUGAUGGCUCUGCUCUGCCACCAGAGUCAAAGGUAGCAAUGCUGGGACCCACAGGAGGGGAGAGUUGCUCUUGUGCUCACGUUCUGCUCCCUGGGUUCCCACGGGUGACCACAUUGAGAACAGGGUGCUGGGUUACAUGGACCAUUAGCCUGAUCCAGCAGGCUAUUCUUAUGUCCUUAUCCUGCAUAUCCUGCAUUCUUAGGACAGGAAGUAGCCCAGUGCCUACUGGGAAAAUAAUAAUGAUAAUGAUGAUAAUGAUAAUAAUAAAUAAAUUUAUUUAUACCCCGCCCUCCCUGGCCAGAGCCGGGCUCAGGGCGGCUAACACCAAUAAAAUCACAGUAAAAAACAUGAUAGGGGGAAAAACAACAACAACCCAAUUUAAAAUACAGGUUAAAAUGCAAUUUAAAAUGCAGCCUCAUUUUAAAAGUAGCCCAUAGAUCAAAACCGUAAGGGGAGGGAAACAUAAGGGUCAGACUGAGUCCAAACCAAAGGCCAGGUGGAACAGCUCUGUCUUGCAGGCCCUGCAGAAAGAUGUCAAGUCCCGCAGGGCCCUGGUCUCUUGUGACAGAGCUUUCCACCACGUCGGGGCCAGUACUGAAAAGGCCCUGGCCCUAGUUGAGGCCAAUCUAACCACUUUGCGACCUGGGAUCUCCAAAAUGUUGUCAUUUGUGGCCCUUAAGGUCCUCCGUGGGACAUAUCGGGAGAGGCGGUCCUGUAGAUACAAGGGUCCUAGGCUGCAUAGGGCUUUAAAGGUCAAAACCAGCACCUUAAACCUGACCCUGUACUCCACCGGGAGCCAGUGCAGUUGAUUCGCACUGGAUGAAAACUAGAGAGAGAGAAAAAAAAGAAAAGGGGGGGGGAAACAUUGGGGAAUGAGAUUUGUGGGUUUCCGCAUCCAGGGAGCUCCAGAGCCUAAGGUGUCCUCACAGAGGAAGCUCUCUUCCACCCCUUUGCCAGCUGGAGACAAGCUGGUCCAGUUCCUCCCCGCCCCCCAAUGUCUACCUUGCCAUGAGAUGCCCAGUUGCUUCCUUGACUGUGCCUGUGUGUGUUUACAUUUGUAGUUUACAGCUAUAAAUACGUCCACGAUGAUGGCCGGGUCUCGUACCCUCUCUGCUUCAUCUUCUCCAGCCCAGUCGGUGAGAACCAGUGACUUCCUCAACUGUGGGUGACCAAGGGGGUGGGAUUCUCGGCUUCCUGUCCAAAGAGUUGAGCUUGGUGUAUGUUGAGAACAAAUGCGAAGUUUGAGGACAGUGGCGGGGAGGCCUGUAGGGUUUGAUUCUGAGUUGGUGCCGCACCAAAGGGCCAGGUUUCAGGGCCCUGGGCCUCCCCGCAACAACAGCCAAGCUUAUGGGCGUUGUAACCCAAAAGGUUUUGAAUGGGGCCAGGUUGGGGGAAGCGAUUAUAACUGGCAUUACUGUGAUAAUGGCCGUGUUCACACCAUGCAUUUUUAAUAAAAGUUGUUAUUAAAAUUUGUAAGGACAAAAAGGGGAAACUUUUGCACAGAAACAAUAGGAAAUCUUGGGGGGAAAGCAAUAAAAUAAUAAUAAUAAUAAUAAUAAUAAUAAUAAUAAUAAUAUUUAUACCCCGCCCUCCCUGGCCAGAGCCGGGCUCAGGGUGGCUAACACCAGUAAAAUUACAGUAAAAACAUGUUGUUGUUGUUUAGUCGUGUCUGCCUCUUCAUGACCCCCUGGACCAGAGCACCCCAGGCACUCCUGUCUUCCACUGCCUCCCGAAGUUGGGUCAAACUCAUGCUGGUAGCUUUGAGAACACUGUCCAACCAUCUCUCGUCCCCUUCUCCUUGUGCCCUCCAUCUUUCCCAACAUCAGGGUCUUUUCCGAGGAGACUUCUCUUCUCAUGAGGUGGCCAAAGAAUUGGAGCCUCAGCUUCAGGAUCUGUCCUUCCAGUGAGCACUCAGGGCUGAUUUCCUUAAUAAUGGAUAGGUUUGAUCUUCUUGCAGUCCAUGGGACUCUCAAGAGUCUCCUCCAGCACCAGAAUUCAAAAGCAUCAAUUUUUCGGCGAUUAGCCUUCUUUAUGGUCCAGCUCUCAUUUCCACACAUCACUACUGGGAAAACCAGAGCUUUAACUAUAUGGACCUUUGUCGGCAAGAUGAUGUGUCUGCUUUUUAAGAUGCUGUCUAGGUUUGUCAUUGCUUUUCUCCCAAGAAGCAGGCGUCUUUUAAUUUCGUGACUGCUGUCACCAUCUGAGUAAAAGCAUAAUGGGGGGGGGGAAUAAAUUUAAAAUAUAGAUUAAAAUGCCAUUUAAAAUGCCUCCUCAUUUUAAAAGUAGCCCAUAGAUCAAAACCUUAAGGGUCAGACUGAGUCCAAACCAAAGGCCAGGCAGAACAGCUCUGUAACAUGGGGUUCAGCAGGAGGAGAUGAAGCAAUGGCCAUAUUUCCCAUGUGAGUGGGAACUUAGGAAUUCACGUACAGGUUUGCCACAUGAAAAAUUAAAGGAAUGAGAGAUAGCUCAGUCGUGGGUUCGAGUCCCAUAUUGGGCAAAAGAUUCCUGCGUUGCGGUGGGUUGGACUACAUCACUCUCAUGGAGCUUUCCGACUCUGGUUCUAUGAUCAUAGAUUCCCUUGCUUCCUAGUUUGUUGUAGUCCAGGAGAAAUACAAAGAUAAAGAGCAUCCAUCUAUCUAAACAUACUUUUGCAAAGUCUACACCUUGGAACAAACAGGAUGGACCAUACGGCCAUGGGCUUCUUCAUUUUGAAACAAAAUCAUGCCAUAUUGCAAAACCAUCGGCACGGAGAGUUGUUAGGAGACCCCAAUUCCCUUCCCAGAGCGGUUUAAUACUUAGCCCCUCUUCGCAGGGAACAGAAUUGCAGUCCUGGGAGGGCAACAGGGGGCUCCUCUUAGCACCCUCAAAAAAACCCAAAAAAACCUACAGCUCUCAGAAAUUCUCUGGGGGACGUCAUCUCUGUUUAAAGUUGUAUACUGGUGCUUCAAAUGUACGGUGUGAUCACGGCAAAUGUCUUUGAACAUUCCAAAGUGCUAUAAAAGCAAGUCAUUUGAAUGAUUGAACGCUAGUCAUUUGUUAGGUUUCCCCCCCACCCUACCGGUGGAAAAACCCAACAAAUUCCACUUCUGUCGCAGAGAGAUAAGGCAGUGCCCUUCAGCACCUGUCUGCCUUGGGUUCAAGUCCCAACGUCGCCGUAGCAGGAGCUUGUUUUGUGGCCUUGGGGAAGUCCGCCUCUCUCCACCUCAGCCAGUCCUUAACUCCCUGACCCGCUGUGGAUCACAGUGCCCAUUGUGAACGAGAUAAUGAACAGUCAUUGCAACUAAAGGAGCUGCCUUCUCCUUUCCCCUCGCAGGGUGCAAGCCGGAGCAACAGAUGAUGUACGCUGGGAGCAAAAACAGACUGGUGCAGGCAGCUGAGCUCACCAAGGUAUUCCAGGAAUACUCCUUACCUCUGGUUUUGUCCCUGAUCGCUUUGGCAUUGUUUUUGGCCUCUCUUCCUGCCAGAAACAACCCCCUCCCCAGCCUCUUGGGAUUCUAGAGAGCAGCCUGGUUGCCUGGCGCAACCAACCCGGAGAACGUGCAUGUAACCUUAAACCCCCAGGAGAAGUGGAAGAGGAUGAGGCAACGGUGCUUUCUCCCUUACAUCUUCCUCUCCCCCUUUCCCCAUGCCUAUAGGUGGCUUUUUGGUCUUGGGCAGCGGAGGAUUCUUGUUUUGGGUGCCAGAACCGGGGUUUGAUUCCUAGACCAGGAGUAGGCAACCUAAGGCCCGGGGGCCGGAUGUGGCCAAAUUGCCUUCUCAAUCUGGCCCAUGGACGGUCCGGGAGUCAGCGUGUUUUUACAUGAGUAGAAUGUGUGCUUUUAUUUAAAAUGAAUAAUAAUAAUAAUAAUAAUAAUAAUAAUAAUAAUUUAUUUAUACCCCGCCCAUCUGGCUGAGUUUCCCCAGCCACUCUGGGCGGCUUCCAAUCGAGUGUUAAAAACAAUACAGCAUUAAAUAUUAAAAACUUUCCUAAACAGGGCUGCCUUCAGAUGUCUUUUAAAAAUAAGAUAGCUGCUUAUUUCCUUGACAUCUGAUGGGAGGGUUUUCCACAGGGUGGGUGCCACUACCGAGAAGGCCCUCUGCCUGGUUCCCUGUAACUUGGCUUCUCGCAGUGAGGGAACCGCCAGAAGGCCCUCGGAGCUGGACCUCAGUGUCUGGGCAGAACGAUGGGGAUGGAGAUACUCCUUCAGGUAUACUGGACCGAGGCUGUUCAGGGCUUUAAAGGUCAGCACCAACACUUUGAAUCGUGCUCGGAAACGUACUGGGAGCCAAUGUAGGUCUUUCAAACCCAGUGUUAUGUGGUCCCGGUGGCCACUCCCAGUGCAUCUCUGGGUUAUUUGUGGGGCAUAGGAAUUCAUUCAUAUAAAAUAUAGUCUGGCCCCCCCCACAUGGUCUGAGGGACGGUGGGCCAGCCCACGGCUGAAAAAGGUUGCUGACCCCUGAUUUAGGCCAACCCUUGAAGCCAAGGAAAGAGAGACUGCCACAUCUUUCAAAAUGUGUGAUAUAUUAAAUAAUAAAAUCCUCACCUUAGCCCAGUAGUAGGGCACCUGCUUUGCAUGCAGAAGGCAUAGAAACAUAGAAUUGUAGAGCUAGAAGGGACUCCCAAGGGUCAACUAGUCCAACCCCCCCCCCAAUGCAGAAAUCACAGCCCCAGGUUCAGCUCCCUGCUUCUCUGAGUAGGACUGGGAGGAGACCUCUGCCUGAAGCCUGGAAAAGCCGCUGUUACUCAGCAUUGACAUUAAUGGUCGGACUGGGUGUAAGGUAGAAUUAUGUCCCUACUCUGCCCCAGCCAGCUCCUUAGCUACCUGGGAAAGGCAGGGAAUUAUGCUUGGCCACAUUCUCAGCCUAGGCAGACCGCCUUCUCCACCUGACUGCUGCUCUGUUUCCCCCCAGGUCUUUGAGAUUCGGUCCACAGACGACCUGACGGAGCAAUGGCUCAAAGAGCGCCUGGCCUUUUUCCGCUGAUUGGUAGGGUAAUCCUGGAGGGCUGGACCUUCAGUAAACUCCCCACUCAUAGCAAGCCGUGUAAUCUCACUCCCCCUCCAUUUCACCCUAGAGAUACCACUGCACAGUGGGUGUAUGUGGAAUAUAGGGAAAUGUAGCUGACCUAUUGUCUCCAUGACCAGCACCACUGGCUUUCCCCCGCAGAGGAAUUAAAAUGAAAUAAAGCGAUUGGACCUAA